ACGUCUUCCUCUCAUGGAUUCUCUCCCUCUGGCUGCUGAUUUUCAUCCCUCUUUUCUUGGCUUCAAAAAGUUGGGGUUUUGAUGAUAAUGUGGGUUUAGUCCUAUUGCCAUGGAUUCAUCUUUUGAUGGUACCUUUCCCCCCUUCUCUGUUUGGGUUUUACGAGUGAUACAUAAUCUGGGUUUCAGUGAUCGUUUGUUGGUCAGCUGUUAUUGCCAUGGAUUCCUCUUUUGAAGGUGUUGCACUCGAUCCGUCAAAAUGUGGUAAAUUGAGCAUGGAUGAAAAGAGAGAGCUCGUAAAUGAGUUAUCGAAGAGGACAGGUAGAGCCUCUGCAAUGCUACAAUCGUGGAGCCGUCAGGAGAUUUUACAGGUCCUUUGUGCCGAGAUGGGGAAGGAAACGAAAUAUACUGGUUUGACUAAGCUGAAAAUGAUCGAAAACCUUUUGAAAAUUGUAGCUGAAAAGAAUUCAGGGGUUCAAGAAGGUGUAACAGAUCCCGAAUCGCAUUCGUACCCAACAGGUGGUCAGAGAACAGCCAAAAGGCAGAGGAAAGCUGAUUAUCCUUCCCGACUGCCCAUUCCUGUGAAUGAUCCCGGUAUUGGUAAUGGUGGCAAUGACAAGAUCAAUGCUGUUUAUUGCAAAAACUCGGCUUGCAAAGCUACAUUGAGACAAGAUGAUGCAUUUUGCAAAAGGUGUUCCUGCUGCAUCUGUUACAAGUUCGAUGACAACAAGGAUCCUAGUCUAUGGUUAAUUUGCAGCUCGGAACCUCCUUUCCCAGGAAAUUCUUGUGGCAUGUCAUGUCAUCUCGAGUGCGCAUUAAAACACGAAAAGUCCGGCAUUGGAAAAGAUAAACGGCAUGCUGUUCCUGAUGGGAGCUAUUAUUGUGUAGCGUGCGGGAAAGUAAAUGAUUUACUCGGGUGCUGGAGAAAACAAAUGAUGGCUGCAAAAGAUACGAGGAGGGUGGACAUUCUUUGUUAUCGUGUCUCUUUAGGUCAGAAACUUCUAAAUAGCACUGAAAAAUACCGUAAGCUUUCAGAGAUUGUUGAUGAAGCCGUUAAGAAGCUUGAAGCUGAGGUCAGUCCGUUACCUGGUUUGCCGGUGAAGAUAGGUAGGGGUAUCGUCAACAGGCUAUCUUCAGGACCCGAAGUUCAGAAACUCUGUUCUUCUGCAGUGGAAUUUAUGGACAAAAUGCUUUUCGAUACUAUAUCACAUUCUUCACCAAAUCAUUCAGUACCAGCAAGUUCAUGUUCGAUUUCUCCAGCAAUUGUACGCUUUGAAGAAGUAAGUCCAACUUCCGUUACUGUGAUUGUGGAUUCUGAAGAACCUUUACGGAGCAGUAUUAUCGCUUACCGUUUAUGGCAUCGGAAGGCGUGCGACCAGGAUUACCCUGGUGAAUCAACUUGUACCAUGUUUGUUCCGAACACAAGGUUUGUUGUCACGGGGUUGACUCCGGCUACGGAAUAUCUUGUCAAACUUGUGUCGUUUAAUGGUACGAGAGAGUUCGGUCCAUGGGAAGUUCUGCUUUCGACAAGCUGUUGUGGGAAUGAAGUCCCAAGCUGCUCAAUGGUGGAAAGAAGUCAAAGCCCAGCAACCAAUUGUAGCAGCCUUUCGAAUCCGUCUUCAGUGGAGGAUGAAACUAAUAACAUUACUCCGUACAUCGAUCAAAAUGAUGACCGGGCAGACACUUACGUUAUAUAG
Messenger RNA from Hibiscus syriacus, 1694 nucleotides. Its product is annotated as VIN3-like protein 2. Gene Ontology annotation, biological process: epigenetic regulation of gene expression; vernalization response. The transcript is spliced from 6 exons. NCBI's taxonomy places the organism in Eukaryota, Viridiplantae, Streptophyta, Magnoliopsida, Malvales, Malvaceae. Gene Ontology annotation, molecular function: protein binding. The coding region runs from base 216 to 1694 and encodes 492 amino acids. The record is from RefSeq and is a predicted model, not a curated record.